AUGGGUUCAAUAACUCCCACUCCUCUCCCACAUUUCGAAGUCCUCAGGGAUACCAAAUCAAAUGACACCUCUAUGCCCGCCUUCAUGGUCUCAACAACCAGAGGAUUCCUUCCACGCGCCGAACCUAUCAUCACCCUUCCCUUCGAAUUCGACGUUCUAGAAUCCAUCCUCCAACGCAUGCCCAUCAAGACUCUCGAUGGCAAGCCAGGUCUCCUAGCCACUUUUACCCUUGGAGAAACGGUUCUCAAUGAGCUUCCAGAUCUUACUGCUUCGAUCAAUAAGUAUCAGGAUAACUUGCCACUUAUGAAUGCUCUGUAUCGCGAUUACAGUUUCUUGGCGAGUGCGUAUCUUUUGGAGCCGUGUCAUGAGAGAUUUCUUAAAGGUGAGGAGUAUGGACUGGGAAGACAGACUUUGCCUAGGGUUAUUAGUUUGCCGAUUAGUAGGUGCGCUGAACUUGCCGGUUUCAAACCAUUCAUGGAAUAUGCCGGCUCUUAUGCUCUCUACAACUACCGUCUCGAAGACCCAGCCAAAGGUCUCGAAUACGACAACAUCCGCCUCAUCCGCGCCUUUGAACACGGUCUUGACCACACAUCCAGCGAAGCCGGUUUCGUUCUCGUCCAUGUUGAUAUGGUAUCCAAUUCUGGACCAUUGGUCGAUGGAGCCGUCAGUGCUUUGGAAGCAGUCGAGAAGCAUGAUCGUCACAUGUUUGAGGGAGGUUUGAGAAAGGUCUUGGGAGCUAUGACGAAAGUUAAUGCUGUUAUGGAUGGCAUGUGGCAGAAAUCGAAGCCUGGUGAUUACACCUCCUUCAGAACUUUCAUCUUUGGUAUUACCAGCCAAUCGAUGUUUCCCCACGGAGUCAUCUAUGAAGGGGUAUCCGAAGAACCUUUAAGUUUCCGUGGUGAAUCUGGUGCUAAUGAUUCUAUGAUCCCCCUAAUGGACAACCUCCUCCAAAUCCCCAUGCCCACCACGCCCCUAACCACCAUCCUCCAAGACUUCCGCUCCUACCGCCCCGGAAACCACCGCCAAUUUCUCGAACACAUCCAACAAGCCUCUUCUUCUCUAAACCUCAAAUCCUACGCCCUCUCCUCUCCCACCUCCAUCGCUCUCUACCUCCUGUGCAUAGAUCAAGUGCGCGAUUUCCGCUGGCGCCACUGGUGCUUCACGCGCGAAUAUAUCCUGAAAAAAACAAGCCACCCCGUUGCAACAGGCGGCUCGCCAAUCGUGACGUGGUUGCCUAAUCAGUUGGGGGCGGUGCUAGGGGAAAUGACGAGGAUUUGGAAGGAGGUAGGGAAUGGGGGGGAGGGCAUGGGCGUGGAGAUGGAGCGUGUGAGGGAUGUGAUGGAGGCGGUGGGGAGACAGAAGGUCCAGUUGGAGAAGGAGGUUGAGAAGUAUUGUGUGGAGAGGGGUGUGAAUACUGCUUAG
Messenger RNA from Sclerotinia borealis F-4128, 1422 nucleotides. The record is from the annotation of a GenBank genome assembly. Lineage: Eukaryota; Fungi; Ascomycota; Leotiomycetes; Helotiales; Sclerotiniaceae.